Balaenoptera ricei (Rice's whale) is the source of this 1624-nucleotide messenger RNA. It is a transcript of the gene NR2E1, whose product is annotated as nuclear receptor subfamily 2 group E member 1. The transcript is spliced from 9 exons. NCBI's taxonomy places the organism in Eukaryota, Metazoa, Chordata, Mammalia, Artiodactyla, Balaenopteridae. The coding region runs from base 1 to 1158 and encodes 385 amino acids. Gene Ontology annotation, molecular function: nuclear receptor activity; RNA polymerase II cis-regulatory region sequence-specific DNA binding; zinc ion binding. The record is from RefSeq and is a predicted model, not a curated record. Gene Ontology annotation, biological process: cell differentiation; negative regulation of transcription by RNA polymerase II; anatomical structure development.
AUGAGCAAGCCGGCCGGAUCAACAAGCCGUAUUUUAGAUAUCCCCUGUAAAGUGUGUGGCGACCGCAGCUCGGGGAAACACUAUGGGGUCUACGCCUGCGACGGCUGCUCGGGGUUUUUCAAACGAAGUAUCCGAAGGAAUAGGACGUAUGUCUGCAAAUCUGGAAACCAGGGAGGCUGCCCGGUGGACAAGACACACAGAAACCAGUGCAGGGCGUGUCGGCUGAAGAAGUGUUUGGAAGUCAACAUGAACAAAGAUGCCGUGCAGCAUGAGCGGGGGCCUCGGACGUCCACCAUCCGCAAGCAGGUGGCCCUAUACUUCCGUGGACACAAGGAAGAGAACGGGGCGGCCGCGCACUUCCCCUCCGCAGCACUACCCGCGCCGGCAUUCUUCACCGCGGUUACGCAGCUGGAGCCCCACGGCCUGGAGCUGGCCGCCGUGUCCGCCACCCCUGAGCGGCAGACCCUCGUGAGCCUGGCUCAGCCCACGCCCAAGUACCCCCAUGAAGUGAAUGGGACCCCAAUGUAUCUCUAUGAAGUGGCCACAGAGUCAGUGUGUGAAUCAGCUGCCAGGCUUCUGUUUAUGAGCAUCAAGUGGGCUAAGAGUGUGCCAGCUUUCUCCACGCUAUCUUUGCAAGACCAGCUGAUGCUUUUGGAAGAUGCUUGGAGAGAACUGUUUGUUCUAGGAAUAGCACAAUGGGCCAUUCCGGUUGAUGCUAACACUCUACUGGCUGUAUCUGGCAUGAAUGGUGACAACACAGAUUCCCAGAAGCUGAACAAGAUCAUAUCUGAAAUACAGGCUUUACAAGAGGUGGUGGCUCGGUUUAGACAACUCCGGUUAGAUGCUACUGAAUUUGCCUGUCUAAAAUGCAUCGUCACUUUCAAAGCUGUUCCUACACACAGUGGUUCUGAACUGAGAAGUUUCCGGAAUGCUGCCGCCAUCGCAGCUCUUCAAGAUGAGGCUCAGCUAACUCUCAACAGCUACAUCCAUACCAGAUAUCCCACUCAACCCUGUCGCUUUGGAAAACUCCUGUUACUUUUGCCAGCUUUACGUUCUAUUAGUCCAUCAACCAUAGAGGAAGUGUUUUUCAAAAAAACGAUCGGCAAUGUGCCAAUUACAAGACUGCUUUCAGAUAUGUACAAAUCCAGUGAUAUCUAAGCUCUCCAAGUCCCUACUUUUCAGGAUGGGACAGUAUCUGAUGAACUUCUACCCAUGGAGAACAAGCCUCAACUAACAAACCCUUCAGGAAGCAUAAACCUGGGAAUGUGUAGCCUUCAGGAAAAAAUGUCAAUUGACACAAAACAAUUCCAGUAGCUCUGACCUGCUGCCUCACCCAGGGUGGGGUGGCCUGGAAGGAAAGGGGGUGUAAGAGGACCGCCUGAGCAGAGAGGACUCACUGCUACCAUGCCCUGGGAGGGGACCGAAUUCGGGGUUGCCACAGGCCAGGCCAUUCUGCCUCUUACCUGGAAGAUCAGGCUGAUCUAUCAACAGCUGAAACAUAAGUAGAACAUUUUUUUUCCCUUUUAGCGUAUAAAGUUGGGUAACCAAAUAUAGUUCUGUGUAUAACAUCAUACAGCAGCCUUCAGAACUAUCUUAUGUUGAAGAACUUAUUUUAAAGAUAAUG